AUGCGGGCUAACGACAUUGUGAAGGGUAGAUAUUCCACAUAUCAGUUACAGGACCUUAUUGGUAAGGGUGGUAAUGCUGUUGUGUACAGCGCCGUCGACCGCAACACCGGGCUCAUGGUUGCUGUCAAGAAAAUGGAGGUUCAUGAUGAUGCAGCUAUGGCUACGUGCCGGAAUGAAGUGGCCAUACUUAGCCACUUGAAGCAUCCUUAUGUCAUCCGCUACAUUGAUCAUGCACACUCUGGCAAGUCUUUUCUCAUUGUUACCGAAUUUGCGCUUGAACGUUCCCUAUUGCAGAGACUGAAGCGUCACGGCCGGUGUGGUGAGCUGGAGGUGGCCCGUUUCAUGUUUCAGAUAACUUCUGCGUUGGCUUACUUGCACAAAGAGAAGAUCGUGCACCGUGAUAUAAAAUGCGCCAACGUACUCUUGGGUGCAGCUGAAGUUGUUAAGUUAUCGGAUUUUGGUUUGGCUGUGAACCUUGGUGCCGUACACGGAGACACAAAUGAUGAAGAGGAUGGCUUGCUGUCAAGCAGCGCAGUGUGUGAUGGGGAUGGUAAAUCUGUCGCAGAAGAAGGUAUAGUGGGUUCUGUGUAUUGGAUGGCUCCCGAAGCUGUGCGGGGUGAGCCACCUGCAGAGAGUUGCGACAUUUGGUCGCUUGGGUGCCUUUGCAUUGAACUAUUGACAGGUAACCCACCCUUCUUUGAUCGUAAACCUGCCAACGCAUUGUAUUGUAUAAGCGAAACGGAUGAAACACCAAUACCUACCAUGGAUGUGUCGGAGGAGUGCCGCAAUUUCUUGACACAGUGUCUUGACAGGGACGCGUCUAAGCGGCCGACCGCAGCGGCGUUGUUGAAGCACGGAUGGUUUGGUGGCUUCCUUGCGGAGAACAUUGUAAAAACACUCGCAGACACUCAGGUUGAUGGCACUACCUCUGACCAGGUGGCUAGUAAUUCCGAAGCGAUUAAGAGUUGGGUGGAGAAUAACCUCUUUAACGAGCGUGCGGAGCAACGUGAGGAAUGGCUCAGGAGUGGGUGCCUGAAGAGAGUCGUUGCAGUACUACCGAAGGUGACACCAAAGGUUUCUUUUCACAUAAUUCGCACCUUUGUUUUUGCCGCACAGCGUUGUCGUACGGAGUCAAGCUGUUUUCUAACCCGGCUCGGCGAAGCCGAUCUGUGGGACAGUGCGCAGCUUGGAGUUCUUGGGAAGGCCGAAUCACUUGGCGCGCUUUUUGUUUGUUGCUGUGAGCGACAAGACCCACGCGUGCUGCAGUAUGCUCCUACUCACCCGGGGGCACUCUGGUUCCUUUUGCAGUGUGCGGAGGUUGAUGUUGCGAUCAUGUGCAUUGACGCUCUGCGCGCCCUGCUCGUAGGAACGGCCGGUGAGGAGGAAGAAAACCGAGCUUCCUUUUCGUCACGCCCCGAGGUUGCUUCCACAAACGUGGAGAAUAUAACGUUUCGUCGCUACGUCUCUCAGAACCGUUUCGUUUCUGACCACGCCGUUUACGCUGUUCAGCGCAUUAUAGAGGACAUAUGCUACGACGCAUUCCGUGGUGACAAGGAUCCCGCUGUCGGGUGGCAGAAUAUCGACAAACUUUUUGAAAUACUUUUACAGGUGUACAGGAAGGCAGGAGACGAGAGUAUUAUACUAGGCCCGAGUGUGAGUGGUGCACGGCAGGACGACCCUCAAGAUUCACCCAAGGGGGGCACAGGUGGUUCUGUGGCUGCCACCGCGACAGCUGCUGUUGCUGUAUCGACUUCCAUAGUAGGGGGAGGGGGUGGAGCAGCAUCAGCUAUGGGAGAUCCCGCUGGAAGCGCGGCCACGGCCACAACUAGUGCGCCCUCAUCAGGUGAAGCAGGCAGGAAACCCAUCAAUCCUCAUAUCCACUCCCCCUGCAGCCCCAACGCCGGUGGAGUUAACACCAGCAGCGUCGUUGUUGGCAUUGCCAGUGCCUGCGGUAAAGGUGGAAAACCAGCGGAGGAGCUGUGGUUGUUAGCGUUGCAGGAGGCGAGCCGAAAACUCUGUCCGAAUGCCAUUGAACUUCUUAUGCAGUACGUUCAUCUUGCUGCUCGCAAUGAUCUCAAAUCCCUUAACAUCGGCGGUAAAGCCAUUGCAGGCACGUUUCUUGUCGUUGCUUCCAACGCUUCUGUUGACACGGCCACGCGCAUUACAGUGCUCAAGUGCCUCCCCGCCUUACAAUGUGCAUCCCCAAAGGCAGCCAACUUUAUGAGAGACGUGCGAUGUAGUGUUCCACUCUUAGUGCACACGGCAAAGAAUAUCCCGGUGCCAGCGGAGGCGCGAGACGAUGAGGUGUUGAAGGUCCUUUUCGCUCUCUGCGAGGACAACAGGGUUGCUGCAGCCUUCGCCUCUUACGGUGCUUUUAUUGCGAUCGCAAUUGACCGCGCUACGCUUGCAUGUGAGCGACAGCGCUGGGCGGAAGUCACUUUAGCUGUGCGGUUUGUAGAGCUUUUGCUCGCGCACGCCACAGACACCUCGUGCAUACUAGAGUCCCAUGCUUUGCUGCGUUUGCUGCUGAAGCUUUCCGAUGGAGACAAGUUUCCAUCGAUAGUAACAUCUGUGGCGCAGCGAUUAUUAAACAGUUUGCAGGCACAGACAAAUGUGGGAUGA
Molecule: messenger RNA, 2622 nt
Organism: Trypanosoma brucei brucei TREU927
Lineage: Eukaryota; Euglenozoa; Kinetoplastea; Trypanosomatida; Trypanosomatidae
Product: protein kinase, putative
Exons: 1
Coding region: 1-2622 (873 amino acids)
Biological process (GO): protein phosphorylation
Molecular function (GO): ATP binding; protein kinase activity
Source: RefSeq, a predicted model, not a curated record